AUAUACUUCAAAAAAAAAAAAAAGUAUGAGAAGUUUGUUAUUUCCCCAAUUUUGGGGAAAGUUGAGAGACGAAGAGGGUUCAAAGUUUGUGCGUGGCAAAGCCUUCCAGUAAGCCAAGCCAAGCUGCAAAUUAUCUGAAAAAAGAAGAUAUUUUUCCAUGUUUAAGAUUGUUUUUUUUUUUUUAUAUAUAUGGGGAGAAAAGAUUUGAUAUUUCGUAAAAGCUGAAACCCCCGAGGUCUAAAACAGUAUGUAGAUGUCGUUUUUGCCUAAAGGGAAAUGCCGUGUGGGCAUCACGUCCCUGCCCUUAUCUUUACAUCCUAUCUUCUCUUCUCUCUCUUUUGUCUCUUUGGUCUGAUCAGUAAUUCGGAAUCAGAGUAGGCCAUUUCUCUUUGUUUUGGAUUAGAGUUUUGCUUAAAGUCCCAACUUUUGUUUUGGAAUUGGUUUAGAGGUUGAAGAAAAGGGUAAGAAAAAAGUUGGGUCUUUUUUAUGGAAGAAAUGAAGGUGGAAAUUUUAAAUUUUACAGGAAUUAUUUGAAAGCUAGUGAAUUUGGAGUUUACUGAUAGAUUGAAGGAAAGGGCAGCAGAAAGAGUUGUUUUUUUUUUCUAUUAUUUUUUUAGGAAAAAAAGCGAAGAAACAGAUCAAAUCAAAAAAAGUAGAAGCAACAUAGAGGAAUGGCGAUGCUUGUAGAGCCACCAAAUGGGGUGAAGCCAAGAGGGAAGCACUACUAUUCAAUGUGGCAGACCCUUUUCGAGAUUGACACAAAGUACGUUCCAAUCAAGCCAAUAGGGAGAGGAGCAUACGGGGUCGUUUGCUCAUCCAUCAACAAGGAAACCAACGAAAAAGUGGCUAUAAAGAAGAUCAACAAUGUAUUCGACAAUCGUGUUGAUGCGUUGAGAACUUUGAGGGAGUUGAAACUUCUCAGACACAUUCGACAUGACAAUGUGAUCGCUUUGAAGGAUGUCAUGAUGCCAACUCACAGAACCAGUUUUAAGGAUGUUUAUUUGGUUUAUGAGCUUAUGGACACGGAUUUGCAUCAGAUUAUCAAAUCUUCUCAGCCACUUUCUAAGGAUCAUUGCAAAUAUUUUAUUUUUCAGUUACUACGAGGGCUGAAGUACCUUCACUCGGAAAAUAUCCUUCACCGAGACUUGAAGCCUGGGAACCUCCUUGUCAAUGCUAACUGUGACCUAAAGAUAUGUGAUUUUGGGCUUGCCCGAACCAGCAGAGGUAAUGAACAAUUCAUGACAGAGUAUGUUGUCACCCGUUGGUACCGUGCACCUGAGCUCCUACUAUACUGUGACAAUUAUGGGACAUCCAUUGAUGUUUGGUCGGUAGGAUGCAUCUUUGCAGAGAUUCUUGGUCGGAAACCAAUCUUUCCUGGAACAGAGUGCCUCAGCCAGCUUAAGCUAAUAAUCGAUGUCCUUGGAAGCCAGCAAGAGGCUGAUCUUCAGUUUAUCGAUAAUCCCAAAGCCCGAAGGUAUAUCAAGUCACUUCCUUAUUCUAGGGGCACCCAUCUUUCCCAUUUAUAUCCUCAAGCCGAUCCAUUAGCCAUAGAUUUGUUGCAAAGUAUGCUUGUUUUUGACCCAUCUAAGAGAAUUACCGUCACAGAAGCUCUCCUACACCCAUACAUGUCAGGGCUAUAUGAUCCGAGGUGCAAUCCACCUGCCCAAGUCCCGAUUGAUCUCGACAUAGACGAGAACAUGAGAGAAGAGAUGAUUAGGGAGAUGAUGUGGGCUGAGAUGCUUCAUUACCACCCAGAGGCUGCAUCUGCAAAUGCUUAGAUGACAUUGUUUUAAGCUAUGCUGGGUUCUGUUACUUUGUUAUAAUGUUUGUUUCGCAACCAGUAUUAUUAUUUAACCUAGAAGAACACCAUUGAAACUUCUGCAUGCCAUGGAACUUCGCAUUGAGAUUUUUAGUUUUGAUUGGCUCGUGUUAACCUGUAAAUGCUAUUAUUUUUAGCCCGGAUA
Messenger RNA from Gossypium raimondii (Peruvian cotton), 1964 nucleotides. RefSeq names its product mitogen-activated protein kinase 7. Gene Ontology annotation, cellular component: nucleus; cytoplasm. NCBI's taxonomy places the organism in Eukaryota, Viridiplantae, Streptophyta, Magnoliopsida, Malvales, Malvaceae. Gene Ontology annotation, molecular function: ATP binding; MAP kinase activity. Bases 672 to 1778 code for a protein of 368 amino acids. The transcript is spliced from 3 exons. Gene Ontology annotation, biological process: intracellular signal transduction; protein phosphorylation. The record is from RefSeq and is a predicted model, not a curated record.